Molecule: messenger RNA, 2145 nt
Organism: Fonsecaea erecta
Lineage: Eukaryota; Fungi; Ascomycota; Eurotiomycetes; Chaetothyriales; Herpotrichiellaceae
Exons: 3
Coding region: 1-2145 (714 amino acids)
Biological process (GO): positive regulation of DNA-templated transcription
Cellular component (GO): SWI/SNF complex
Molecular function (GO): histone binding; DNA binding
Source: RefSeq, a predicted model, not a curated record
AUGUCCGAUUCACACCAGACCCCCGAGUUGAAGCAUGAGUCUUCAGACGUCGUCGACCUUAGCGCAGACGGUGCUGAAGUCGCUGCCGACGAUGCGCCAGAGAUACAGUCAACAGAUGCUCAAACGUCAGCCAACUCGAAUGGAACGACGUCGGCCAAUGCUUUAGAUGCCUCCAAGACACCGCGGGCUCAAGAUGAUCCAGACGGCGAACAGGAGGAUGCCGAGAUGGGUGGAGUCGACGACGACGCAAAGGUGGAAGAUGUUGAUGCUGAAAAGGAUGGCGCCGAAGAUUCUCAAGAGACUCCAGCCACGACACAAGCCGCAGAUGGUCAGGCAGCACAGGCAAAGUCCAGCCUUGAAGCUGCGGCCAAUUCACAUCUCGUGGCUCAGACACAUCAGAUCAUCCUUCCCAGUUACAGCACAUGGUUUGACAUGCACACGAUUCACGCCUUGGAGAAGAAAUCGCUGCCCGAAUUCUUCAACAGCCGAAACCGCAGCAAAACACCGGCCGUGUACAAAGAUUACCGCGACUUUAUGAUCAACACCUACCGCCUGAACCCCGUCGAGUACCUCACAGUGACUGCAUGUCGAAGAAAUCUGGCUGGCGAUGUCUGCGCGAUAAUGCGAGUGCAUGCCUUUCUCGAACAAUGGGGUCUGAUCAACUACCAAGUUGAUCCACAGACACGCCCUGCGAAUAUCGGUCCUCCGUUUACCGGCCAUUUCAGAGUCACCGCGGACACGCCUCGAGGUUUGCAACCAUUCCAACCCGCCCAAAAUACUUUCACCACCCCUGGAAAACCACAUCCAGCAACUGAGCGGGCAGCUUCGGCGACUCCCGCAACAAAGGCCGACUUGAACCUUGAGCUUCGACGAAACGUCUACGAUGACAAAGGCAAAGAAGUCAAGAAAGCCGAAGACGCAGAGAAACAGACAAAUGGCGAAGGGGCGACUGCCAAUGGCGCCAGUUCCGGAGCUGCGACGACCAAGGCCAUGGACGCGGCCGCACGAGAACCCAUCAAAUCUUUCAACUGCUUCUCAUGUGGAAUCGACUGUACGAGAUGUCGCUUCCACUACGCCAAAUCCGAUCCCGUGGCAGGCGCCGCGAAUCCCAGUGAGCUCAAGUACGACCUAUGCCCGAACUGCUAUUUCCAGUCUCGAAUGCCGUCCAACCAUCGCUCGUCCGAUUUUGUGAAGAUGGAGGAGCCCGCGUACUCCCACAUUCCCGACAAGAGUGCCGCGUGGACUGAUUCUGAAAUUCUCCUGCUCUUGGAAGGUCUGGAGACUUUUGACAAUGACUGGAAUGAGAUUGCCAAACAUGUUGGUACGCGAACCAGGGAAGAAUGUGUACUGAAGUUUUUGCAACUCGACAUUCAGGAUCAGUAUCUCGAAGAUGGGCCGUUGAACGGUUCCUCCACGCUGAAGACCCUGACGGGAAGAAGCGCCAUCAGUCAACUGGACAAUCCGGUGCUGUCGGUCGUCAGCUUCCUUGCGCAGCUGGCGGACCCCGACGUGGUUGCGGCGGCAUCAAACCGCUCUAUUGCCGUUAUGCAGAAGCAGCUGCGGGCCCAGCUUGAGAAGGGCAUGGGAGGAGCCGAGCAGGGCACGAGCGGUGAGACGGAGAAGGCAGAAGUCAAGUCCGAGGAUCAGAUGGAAGUGGACGAGUCCGCUCCUUCGGCCGAGCAGCCAACGACGGAAGCCAACGGGGCCAAAGUCAUCAACGACAUCGCCACGACAGCAUUGGCCACGACUGCUGCACGCGCCAGCGGUCUUGCAUCCCAUGAGGAACGAGAGAUCACGAGAAUGGUCUCGGCCGCCGUCAACCUGACACUUCAGAAGUUCGAGUUGAAGAUGGCACAGUUCGCGGAGAUGGAAGAAAUCGUGCAAGCCGAGCGUCGGGAUCUCGAGAAAGGCCGACAACAACUGUUUCUGGAUCGCCUGGCCUUCAAGAAGAGGAUGAAGGAGAUGGAGAACACGUUCCGUCAAGCCAGCCUGAAGGACCCGCAAGAGGGGAUGCGGAUGAUGCAAGAGGCGGUCACCAGCAACUCGGGCCAGAAGUUUGGCUUCCAGUCGGACGGUGACAGAGGCGAAGGCAUCAUUGUCAACGACCUGGCUGAUUCGGGUGAGGCAAGGACCAUGGAGCUCUAG